CCCUCUCUGUUACACUGUAUAUUAGGCUUUUGUUACGCGUGUAUUUGCUCAACGUUUAGAUAUGAUAUUCAUAAUGGUUUGCAUUACAUCGGUGGGUGGGGACAGAAGGACGCACAAGUUGAAUAAACACCUGCAUUUGGUGCUUUUUGAAAGGAAGCCACGUGACCCUCACACAGCAGGCGAGCUGCCGUCAGGUGAGGUGAGGUGAGGUGCAGGUGCAAAGCUGCUCUAUUUCUUCCGAAGUUGACUUCAACGACAUUUGUGACUCAUCGAGGACUUUGUGAAUGGAGAACUUCCACAUCUGCCCCGUAGCUGCCUUCUACCAAAGCCUCCUCCUGCCGGUGUCCUACAGCCUGGUGUUUGUGCUCGGCCUGACUUUGAACUGCGCCCUGCUGCGCAGCGUGUGCUGCCGCGCGCGCCGCCCGUGCAGCACGGUGAUCUACAUGACCAACCUCGCCGUGGCCGACCUCCUCUACGUGCUGUCACUGCCGCCUCUGAUUAUAAGCAACGUGAUGGGAGGCCUGUGGCCCUUCGGCGACGUCCUCUGCAAGAGCGCCAGGUUCUUCUUCUUUGUCAACCUUCACUGCAGCAUGAUGUUCCUCACCUGCGUCAGUGUGCAUCGCUUCCUCGGCGUGUGCUUCCCCAUCGCCGCUGUGCGCCUCAGGACCAGGAAGCUCGCUCUGUUCGCGUCAGGCUCCGUUUGGGUGCUGGCCACUGCGGAGAUUCUACCGACUCUGGCUUUUGCGCACUCCGGUACGGUAAACAACAGGACUGUGUGUUUUGAAAUGACUAAUCCGCAGAAUUUCAACGUGUACUUCCCAUAUGGGCUGUUCUUGGCCAUAGUGGGCUUUCUGAUCCCAUUCCUCAUCGUUCUCACCUGCUACUGCUCCAUGAUAAAGGCGCUUUACUGCAGCGCACCGGGCGGCAUCUCCAAAGUCACGACGGCGCGUGUGCGCAACAAGUCCAUCUCCACGAUCCUAGCCGUCUGCGUCAUGUUUGUGCUGUGUUUUGUGCCUUAUCACGUCGCUCGGACCGUCUACCUCUUCGUGAGGGUCUACAUGCCCGAGGACUGUCAGCUGCUGAACGUGGCCAAGAUCGCCUAUGAGGUCUGGAAACCUGUCAUCAGCUUUAACUGCUGCGCAAACCCCCUCCUCUACUUCUGGGGCUCCCGCCGGCACCGCCACAAACUGCAGGCCUUGCUGUGCAAGAAAAAGAUGAGGAUACACCCUGGAGUAUGGCUGGUGGAUGCGGGCAAGAAGGGGCCGUGAGGGUAGAGAGGACUCGUCUUGGACAAUGAACUGCAAGAACUGCGCCAAAACAGGUUCUAAGCUGUGUUAACUAAAUUUAUUUUAUAUAUAAAAUACAUAUUUAUCGUACAUUCAACUCCGUCGUAUAUUUUUACAUCAACUCAUUAAUAAUGUACGGAUCCACAGGAUCUAGAAAUCAACCAAAUCAAGAAAGUAACUUUUAAAGUGUAAAGUGGACCAAGUGACACUUGACAUUUGUGGGAAACAGCGCCCUCUAACGUUCAGAGUGAUGAGGCUCUAAAACAGAUCCCACAGCAGCAACGGUGCGUCAUUUCAAUUCUAACUGGUAGGCUCCUGGGAAAAAAACUGUUUCUCUAAGUGGGUACAACAACAUAAGUGCUCAAAUGUCCACGGCGAUAACUACUGUAAGGUGAAGGGACAGAAACCUACCUAAAUCCAAAGAAAGUCAGUGAGGCAGUGAGCUGUAAAGUGCUGGAACAUCUUGUUCUGUAGGGAUCAGUGCAAGCUUCUUCUGUUUAAGCGCAUACUUGUCUGCAGCUACAGAGCCCCAGUGUCAGAGGAGCAAGGAGCUGAAUGAUGGGCAUCACUUCAGAACACUCCUGUGGGCAAGUGAUGACAGAUGGGUACAGCAGUGGUCUGGGAGCUGGAAGCAGACAGGACAACACAGAUGGAACAGCCCUUAUAGUAGAGGAGCUACUUUUGUCUGUCCUGCAGUGCUGCAGUAAAAGCAGUCCCCCUGGAAUUGUACUAUAAGUCUCUGAAUGGAAUAACAAACAGAUUUUAAUAUUGCAUUGCGUAGGAUUAUAAAUGCUGUGUGUGUGUGUGUGUGUGUGUGUGUGUGUGUGUGUGUGUGUGUGUACAUACCUGUGUGCCCAGCCUGGAGAGAUACCGGUUGCGUAAACCAAAAGCAGACAUGGGUGCUAAUCUAGCAAGGUCCCCCUCUGUCAGUUUAAUGGGCCGUCUUUUAAUCCUGCAGGAAUAAUAAGGUGACGUCUUCACGCUAACAUCGCCCGUCAACGCUUUGGUUUUUAUUACUCACCCAGUGUGCUGUUAAACAGGUAAAUGUGGUACAGUGACAGAGGAUCUAAGCCUUUGAAUGUUUAUGUAACUGCAAAUGAACAAUCUGGUAAAUAAUGGGAAUCAUCAUUGGAUUCUAAUAUCAUAAUGGAUUUACAACCAAAUGAUUUCUAUCAUCACUAAAAUUUAAUAUUUGGUGUUUUAACAAAAAUACUCUCAGGUGAACAAACAAUGCUGUGAGCGACCUGGUGGUCAUUUACAGUAAAUGAACACAGUUUAACGUUCUGCUACUGUGUUGACUGGUUCCUUAAGAGGUUAUUUAGGACUUGUUUGCCUAGUGAAUGUUAAUCAUCCACAGAGCGAGACCCUGAUAGCAACACAGGGAGAAUUAACUAUCAUUCUACAUCACAGGGCUUUUUAGAUGGAACCACAGUAGAUGUUUUACCACUCAGUAAGUAAAAAAACUUAAUUUCCAGAAAAAAAAAAAAACUUAAUUAAUAGGACUUGAUAAAUGAGCAAAACAGUUUUAAAUGUGGAAGAGAUUAGUUUAAAAGAUGAAACGGUGUUAAUCACCACACACACAGUAUAAUUUAAAUUCUUUGUUUCUUCUUUUUCCUAUUCAUUAUAUUGCUGAAACAUUUCAUGAUGCAACAGAUAGUUAAUUUUUAUGAAUCUCCAACACCAGCAAAGAGCAGAUAAAAGAAGAAAUAAAAGAGUCCAUUAGUAAAAAAAAAAAAAAAA
This is a messenger RNA of Betta splendens (Siamese fighting fish), 3026 nucleotides long. Its product is annotated as P2Y purinoceptor 3-like. The coding region runs from base 285 to 1268 and encodes 327 amino acids. The transcript has a single exon. The record is from RefSeq and is a predicted model, not a curated record. NCBI's taxonomy places the organism in Eukaryota, Metazoa, Chordata, Actinopteri, Anabantiformes, Osphronemidae. Gene Ontology annotation, molecular function: G protein-coupled receptor activity. Gene Ontology annotation, cellular component: plasma membrane. Gene Ontology annotation, biological process: G protein-coupled receptor signaling pathway.